Molecule: messenger RNA, 1750 nt
Organism: Purpureocillium takamizusanense
Lineage: Eukaryota; Fungi; Ascomycota; Sordariomycetes; Hypocreales; Ophiocordycipitaceae
Gene: NPY1
Product: NAD(+) diphosphatase
Exons: 3
Coding region: 331-1581 (416 amino acids)
Biological process (GO): NAD+ catabolic process; NADP+ catabolic process
Cellular component (GO): cytosol
Molecular function (GO): NADH pyrophosphatase activity; metal ion binding
Source: RefSeq, a predicted model, not a curated record
CCGUACUUUGUAUUUUCUAGCCACGUACCUAAAUACCUUAUGUACGUACAUAACUUACUUCCGGUCCCAGAGCGCACGCAACGCAACGCAACACCAGCGCCGGCGUCGGCAGCCGGCCGGAGGCGACGGCAGGGACGGGCACGGCGCAAUUACUCAUCCACCACCGUUGGUGUAACCCGUUCAACCCCGUCAUCGUCAGACAAAGCCCAUUGUCACAAUUAUCUCACACCGUGUCUCUUCGUAUUCCCUUGCCCCUCCAACGUCGGAACACUGAUAUAAAACGUCCGGCAGCUUAACCCGGUGCCCCCCCCCCCCUUCCCGCGCAACCCAAUGUCCGCCACCCCCCCUUUGAUGCCCGAGCUGCCCGUGCUCACAGACGACGCCUCCAUGCUCACCAAGCGCUUCGGCAAGGAGGUCAUAAAUUACUACGCCGGCAGCCGCCUCAACCGCUACUCGUUCCUGCGCUCCGACUCUCUGUUCCUGCGCGCCGCCGUCGCCAGCCCUUCGGCGCGGUUCCUCGCCCUGCACGACCUCGCGCCCCUCGUCGCCGACAAGCGCACCCCCGCCUUCCUCACUUACGACGACGUCAAGCCCCUGAUAGGCAGCGAUGUCUUCGCCCUCAGCGAUGCGGACGCUAUCAGGCAGUUCGACUCAGCCGUGAGGAGACCUCAGGUCGUCUUUCUCGGCACCCUCGAGGGCGGCGGCGGCGGCGAACAGGACCCAGAGUUUGAGACGGAGAAGCACGGCGGCGUCAGAGGGCAACCAUUCUUCGCCGUCGACGUGACUCCCAAGGGGCCCUAUGCCGACGCCGCGUCGGCGCUGCUAAAGAAGCAGGAGGAGACAGGCAUGAAGCUGCAGACGGACUCGCGGAGCAUGACGCUUCACGCCGAAGCCGCAUCCAUGUACGCCCAGGCGAGAUCCAUGAUGGACUGGAACGCCCGCCAUCCGUUCUGCGCCGGCUGUGGCACGCCCAACCUGUCCAUCGAGGCCGGUUACAAGCGCACCUGUCCGCCCACCGACUUCAGGGGUACGUCGGAAGCCCACGCCCGCGACGACUGCCCGACCCGGCACGGUGUGUCCAAUGUUUGCUUCCCCCGCUCCGACCCGACCAUGAUUGCCGCCGUCGUGUCCGCCGACGGCCAGAGGAUCCUGCUCGGCCGCCAGACCCGCUACCCGCCCCACUGGUACAGCACCCUCGCCGGCUUCCUCGAGCCCGGCGAGUCCGUCGAGGAGGCCGUCCGUCGCGAGGUCUGGGAAGAGGCCGGCGUGCGCGUCGGCCGCGUCGUCAUCCACUCGACUCAGCCCUGGCCGUACCCCUCCACGCUAAUGCUCGGCGCCAUCGCCCAGGCGCUGCCGGGCCAGGAGGGCAUCUCUCUCAACGACCAGGAGCUGGAGGACGCAAGGUGGUUCACCGUGGACGAGGUGCGCGACGCCCUCGGCAAGGGCACGAGCGCUCUGAGCGGCCCGACACCAGAGGGAUACAAGGAGGGUAGCCUGCGUGUACCACCACCGCAGGCCAUUGCCAACCGUCUCAUGACCGCCGUAGUCGAGGGUUACGUGUCGGGCACACCCAAGAUAUAACAGACGGUGUGUCUAUGUAGCAUCUGGCAUUUAAAUAGCGUCCGUAUUCUUUAAACCAUGCAUACUACCGCCGUGGCAUCUGUUUCAUCUCUUCGAACUGAUGCCCGUCGAGCUUUGGUGUGGGCAACGGCGCGAUGUAUCCUCGUUCGUAGCGUGCUAGCCAGACUGC